Molecule: messenger RNA, 2754 nt
Organism: Jaculus jaculus (lesser Egyptian jerboa)
Lineage: Eukaryota; Metazoa; Chordata; Mammalia; Rodentia; Dipodidae
Gene: Dpy19l4
Product: dpy-19 like 4
Exons: 19
Coding region: 128-2299 (723 amino acids)
Cellular component (GO): nuclear inner membrane
Molecular function (GO): mannosyltransferase activity
Source: RefSeq, a predicted model, not a curated record
AAGUGGGGGCGCGGUGGCCCGCAGCUGCCGGAGCCGCCGAGGGACCUGGCUAAGCGGAGGGAGCUGGAUCCCCGCCACCACCCGGUUGGUGCCGGAGCCGACGCCUACCCGGACUCGUGGGGAGACGAUGGCGGAGGAGAAAGGGCCAAGUGUAGAACUGCGCCAAAGGAAUAAGACAAAGUCUUCAGAAAGUGAGGAGGCCACCAAAGAAGACAAAAUCACUGAUGCUCCACUUCCUCAAAGAGCUCCAAAAUAUGUAUUAUUUCAACGCUUUGCAAAGAUUUUUAUUGGCUGUCUUGCAGCAGUUAUCAGUGGCAUGAUGCAUGUUUUCUAUUUAUCAGCCUACCAUGAACGGAAAUUCUGGUUUUCCAACCGGCAGGAGCUUGAACGGGAAAUCACGUUCCAGGGUGACAGUGCUAUUUAUUACUCCUAUUAUAAAGAUAUGUUAAAGGCACCUUCAUUUGAAAGAGGUAUUUAUGAGCUGACACACAAUAACAAAACUGUAUCUCUGAAGACCAUCAAUGCAGUGCAGCAGAUGUGUCUGUAUCCAGAACUUAUUGCCAGUGUUCUAUAUCAAGCAACUGGAAGCAGUGAAAUGGUUGAACCAGUGUAUUUCUAUAUUGGCAUUGUUUUUGGAUUACAAGGGAUAUAUGUUACUGCUUUAUUUAUUACAAGUUGGAUUAUGAGUGGAACUUGGCUAGCAGGAAUGCUGACUGUUGCAUGGUUCCUUAUUAACAGGGUAGAUACGACAAGAAUUGAAUACUCCAUUCCUUUAAGAGAAAACUGGGCACUACCAUAUUUUGCAUGCCAAGUUGCUGCACUUACAGGCUAUUUAAAAAGCAACUUAAAUACUAAUGCAGAGAGGAUUUGCUACUUGGUGAUGAGUGCGUCAACUUACACCUUUAUGAUGAUGUGGGAGUACAGUCACUAUAUCUUGUUUCUUCAAGCAAUAUCUCUGUUAUUGCUGGAUAUCUUUACAGCAGAGCAAAGUGACAAGGUUUAUGAAGUGUAUAAAAUCUAUGUAUUUUCCCUGUUUCUGGGAUAUUUAUUGCAGUUUGAGAAUCCAGCUUUACUGGUAUCUCCUUUAUUAAGUUUAGUAGGAGCUUUAAUGCUCAUUAAGUGCCUUCAGCUGAAUGUGAAAAAAGGAACUUUUGUAGCUAAAGUAAUGAUGGUGAUUAAAUUUUACUUGGUGUGUACUCUACCAGUGACAUUGAAUCUUAUAAUGAAGAUGUUUAUCCCACAUAAAGAAAAUGGGCAUAUGCUGAAAUUCCUUGAAGUAAAAUUUGGACUAAACAUGACUAAGAAUUUCACAUUGAAUUGGCUACUCUGUCAAGAAUCUCUCCAAGCACCAUCUCAAGACUUUUUUUUACGAUUGACACAAUCUUCUCUAUUACCAUUUUAUGUUUUAGUGUUAAUUAUUUGUCUUCUGUCUAUGACACAAGUUAUUUUUAGGAGGAUUACUGGUAUGUCUCAGAAAACAGCUGUAACUCUUGAAGAUGGAAGAAUUGGAGGAAGGCCAGAAAUAAUUUACCAUGUAAUUCACACUAUAUUACUGGGUUCUCUUGCGAUGGUUAUAGAAGGCUUGAAAUAUGUUUGGACUCCUUAUGUGUGCAUGCUAGCAGCAUUUGGUGUGUGUUCCCCGGAGCUGUGGAUGACACUUCUAAAGUGGCUUCGAUUAAGGACUGUACACCCAAUAUUGUUGGCUCUUAUUCUGAGCAUGGCUGUGCCAACUAUUAUAGGUCUCAGUUUAUGGAAAGAGUUUUUUCCAAGAUUAAUUACAGAAUUAACGGAACUACAGGAAUUCUAUGACCCAGACACAGUGGAACUUAUGACCUGGAUAAAAAGGCAAGCUCCGGUUGCAGCCGUGUUUGCAGGAAGUCCACAGUUGAUGGGUGCAAUUAAAUUGUGUACUGGAUGGAUGGUGACAAGCUUACCUCUUUACAAUGAUGAUGAUCUUCUCAAGAGAAAUGAAAAUAUUUAUCAAAUUUAUUCAAAACGAUCUGCUGAGGAUAUUUAUAAAAUAUUGACAUCCUACAAAGCCAACUACCUAAUUGUAGAAGAUGCUAUCUGCAAUGAGGUGGGAACCAUGAGAGGCUGUAGGGUCAAAGAUUUAUUAGAUGUUGCAAAUGGCCAUGUGGUUUGCAAGGAAGGGGACAAGUUAACCUACUCAAAGUAUGGACGAUUUUGCCAUGAGGUCAAAAUUAACUAUUCGCCAUAUGUGAAUUAUUUCACUAGAGUAUACUGGAACAGAUCCUACUUUGUAUAUAAAAUCAAUACUGUGAUAUCCUUCCAAUCUUGAAAAAUGGCAGAGCCUUCAUUUCAGAGACUUAGGUUACUUGAAGUAAAAUUCAAUUAUCUUCUACCUAUAUGCUGUCUGUUGCAGAUCAAGUAUGGAUAUUUGAAAUGCUGCUCUACUCCUUCACCCUCCUUGCUGUUAACUGAGUUCAGGGAAAUGGGGAUUAAAAGAUCGUGCAUUGCUGUCUUUUAGUAAAACAACAAAGCCACCACUCUGCAAACUUCCAGGCAGAUUUCUUCUUAAAGAUUUUCCCUAUUGCAUUGUUUUCCUAUUUUUGUCAUUCUAUUAUAAUUGAGCUUCAGUACAUUCAAAACCAGAGUAUACUUCUCAAGCAUCAUAUUUAGUAAGUACUUAAUGUGAUACAAUUACAUUGUAGAAGGAAAGCCUCAAACAAGCUUAUGAAGAUGUUUUAACAGUUUAUAACACAGGUAACAUUUUACAAUAAAAUGUAAUUUCAA